AUGGGACAACAACAGUCUAAAGACGAGCUUCUGUUUCAGAAAGUGAGUUACAAUGAUGUUGAAGCUAUCAAAUCCCUUCACCAUGAAGGUGCAGGACUCGAGUGGGUGGAUAAAGAAGGAAGAACACCAUUAAUCUUGGCUUGUACAAAAGCAGAGCUUUAUGAUGUAGCCAAAACUCUUCUUGAGUUAGGUUCUAAUGUCAAUGCUUAUCGUUCUGGUUGCAAUGCUGGGACUCCUCUGCACCAUGCUGCAAAAAGAGGUCUCGAAAACACGGUUAAGUUACUUCUUCUGUCUCAUGAUGCAAAUCCACUGGUUUUGAAUGAUGAUUUUCAGACACCUCUUGAUAUUGCUAGAGCUAAAGGUUAUAGCAAUGUUGUACGCGCAAUCGAGAAUCACAUCUGCUUGUUCUCUGGUUGGAUGCGCGAAUUUUAUGGCCCGAGCUUUCUUGAAUUAUUCGCUCCUCAGCUUCUUUCAAGAAGAGUAUGGGUAGUUAUCGUACCGACUGGUUCACAAAACCAUACAAAGCCUUUCAAGUUGGAGUUAGUUGUGUAUGCUAGUCUUCAGGAUGCACAACCAAGGAUGGUGAUGCCUUUGUGGAAAGCAAACUUAGAGGAACCGAAAUCAUAUCAGACUGAUGCUUCGGUGAUGAUUGUUGAUAACUCCACAAGUACUAGGCGAAGUAAGGCGAGAAGAAGGACAUUCAUCUCUCACACGAGGCGUUGGGCUCAAGUCGAUAGGCAAGCACGUCUUAAGCUGGCAGCUGCGAACAAAGGCGACAUGAAACAGUUGAAUUGGUUUUGUGAGCCAAUGAAUCCUCCAAUGUUUCUGCAAACAUCUCAAAUAACAACAACCUCUGUUCCACUAUCGUCACACGAUGCAAUGAAUGAGAUGGCAAUGCACAGUCCCAUACCUGUGAACAUUUCUCUUGCUUCUGCAAACUGUGAGAAUAAAGAAGAUGGUGGAUCGAGAGCAUGUGCGGUUUGUGUGGAUGCAUCAUCGGAAGCAGUGUGUGUGCCGUGUGGACAUGUCGCGGGAUGCAUUUCUUGCUUGAAUGAGAUCAAAGACAAGAAAUUGGGAUGUCCUGUAUGUCGUGCCAACAUUGAUCAGGUCAUUAAGCUAUACCAUGUUUGA
This is a messenger RNA of Arabis nemorensis, 1131 nucleotides long. NCBI's taxonomy places the organism in Eukaryota, Viridiplantae, Streptophyta, Magnoliopsida, Brassicales, Brassicaceae. The record is from the annotation of a GenBank genome assembly.